UGUGCUGACAAUCUAUUUCAGCGGGAGUUGGAUAGAAAAUUGAUGUCAUUUACCCCGGCGAAUGCAGGUGGAUUUGGUUGCCUUGACAGUGUCGCAUCAGAGCCAUAGUCAUGUGGCCUUGACCCCUUAACCCCUGCUGGUCCCGUGACGUGACGUGAGGUGACGUGAGGUGAGGUGAGGUGGUGGCGUUGGGCAUGACUCUCUGCUGCGGGAUGAUGGAGAGCGACUGUCGGAUCCCCACCAGCUGCUGUCGCCCCCGGAUACUGGUGCUGCACGCGCUCUUCUGGGGGCUCGUCUCCCUCAGGGUCUUCGGGGCCUCCAUCUUUUCCAAUGCGGAUGAGAAGCCAACAGUGAAUAAGCCGGUUGUCACUCUUCCCUGUUGGCAAAUGGAGGAGUUCGUGGUGGCCACUGAGUGUAGACUCUGCCUAGACUUUGAGGCGAAGACGUUGGCCGUGUGCAGCGUGACCGGAUUUGUGGAGCAGAUCAAUUGCACAAAGUCCAACAAAGGAGAAUACAAGAGCUGUCGCUCUAGCCUGAUGGAGGAGCACCUCUUCUGGAAGUUCGAGGGCUCCAUGCUGGGUCUGACGGUGCUCUUCGCCCUGGUGGUGGUGGCCCGCCAGAGGGCCCUGGACCGCCUCGCCUCCGAGAAGGUGCGCAGGCAGAUCGAGUCCAUCUAGACCCCCCCACACCCCCACGAAGACAGAUCGAGUCCAUCUAGACACCCACGACCCCCCCACGAAGAGGAAGAUGAGAGAGGAGGAGGAGGAAGAGGAGAGUAAAAUGUAAUCCAUCUACAGCAGAUCCGCCAGAGGGCCCUCGACCGCCUCGCCUCCGAGAAGAUGCGGAGACAGAUCGAGUCCAUCUAGACACCCCCGACCCCCCACAAAGAGGAAGAGGAGAGAGGAGGAAGAUGAGACAGAUAGUGUCCCCCCAGGCCAGGGAUGGGAUGGGCAACUCUCUCGGCAGGGAGGGCCACAUUUUUUCCAUCGCCACCAUCGGGGGACCACAUGACCCACGGAUCUGAGUGCCGCUCACAGACUUCUAGGUGCAGUUGGUUGCUGCUCACUGACUGCCGAUGUUGUUUGGAAAAAUAGGAGUGUUCUCGGUUGGUCAACAACCGUAUAACUACAGAUGGAUUCAGACACGACCCCCCACCUCGCCCUCUCCUCCUCUCCACCUCUCCCCCUCUCCGCUCCUCUCCUGUCCUCUCCU
Engraulis encrasicolus (European anchovy) is the source of this 1212-nucleotide messenger RNA. RefSeq names its product jumping translocation breakpoint (gene jtb). NCBI's taxonomy places the organism in Eukaryota, Metazoa, Chordata, Actinopteri, Clupeiformes, Engraulidae. The coding region runs from base 195 to 677 and encodes 160 amino acids. Gene Ontology annotation, biological process: mitotic cytokinesis. The transcript has 6 exons. The record is from RefSeq and is a predicted model, not a curated record. Gene Ontology annotation, cellular component: midbody; centrosome; spindle.